AUGACUGUCGACUACAAAGAGACCCAUAUAAAUGAGCCCCAUUCCUCGUUUGAAGCCGGAAGAUUGCUCGGAGCAAAUGGCGCACAGAUUUCUCAUCAAAGUAGCGGUAACCAGCUCCUUCAUCUGAGGAUUUUGUAUUCUGUCAUCGCAGUCUUGCUUGUGGUGAUUGUGACUCUAUCAGCAUUCGCAGUGAAGGCUCUCAGCAACAACCUCCAGCUUGCUUUAUGGUCGCCUGUGAAUGAUAUUGUUGGAUACAAGACGGUCACUUUCGACGCCUUUUUCCUAGGCCAUGAAAGCCCCUGGACUAGAGGGCCAAAAGAGGUCAAAGAUGAGCUAUGGGAUGAGACAUAUCAAUUUGGAAUCUCCUGGAUUACCAAGAAAGAGGCCUCAUACAUGCUUAACGAGACUCUUCCCGCUCCUCACGACUCUGACAAGUAUAUGAUACAAUCGUAG
This is a messenger RNA of Penicillium odoratum, 453 nucleotides long. RefSeq lists its product as uncharacterized. The coding region runs from base 1 to 453 and encodes 150 amino acids. Gene Ontology annotation, biological process: mycotoxin biosynthetic process. The transcript is spliced from 3 exons. NCBI's taxonomy places the organism in Eukaryota, Fungi, Ascomycota, Eurotiomycetes, Eurotiales, Aspergillaceae. The record is from RefSeq and is a predicted model, not a curated record.